AUGGAUCCUCCUCGCGGCUCUAAGUUCCUGGACCCGACGUCCGCCAUGGCCGCUAUUACGAAGCACAAAGCAGAAGCUAUCAAGCUUGCGCGUGAGCAGGGCGUCGCGGUCCAGGAGAUGUGUCGCAGAGCGAAAACUGAUACUCCACCGUACGAAUUCGAGGAGCUGAUUGGCAAAGGUGCUUAUGGUCGCGUGUACAAAGGCCAUCAACUGCCCUCGCGCAAAGUCGUUGCUAUUAAAGUUAUGGAUAUUGAUUCGUUGGACUACAAAAGUGUCCGGGAUUUCCGAGACGAAUCUAUAAAGGACUUUAUUCAUGAGACGAAGGUUAUGAAGCAGGUUAAAGAUUCCGGAGCAAAGAACAUCAACGAAAUAAUCGAAGCUAUCUCUAUUCACUCGCAGCUGUGGUUGGUCUGUGAGUACUGCCCCGGUGGAAGCGUCAGGACAUUGAUGAGAGCUACGGGUGAUCAACUAGAUGAAAAAUUUCUCAUCCCUGUAGCCCGUGAGCUUGCUGCUGGCUUACGUGCUAUCCACGAUGCUGGCAUCAUUCACCGAGAUAUAAAAGCGGCCAAUAUCCUGAUUCACGAGGAGGGACGACUGCAAAUCUGCGACUUCGGUGUGGCUGGAGUGCUACAAUCACAGUUGGACAAACGGUCGACCUGGAUUGGAACACCCCACUGGAUGCCACCCGAGAUGUUCUCCAUGCGCGGCGAAGCGCACAAAUAUGGUAGUGAGAUCGAUGUAUGGGCUUAUGGCUGUACGCUAUUCGAAAUCGCAACGGGAAACCCCCCGAAUUCGAAUUUGCGAGAGCGAAUGCAGAUAGGAAGGCAACUCAGCCGCGUUGCUCCCAAGUUGGAAAAUUCAAAGUACAGUGUUGGGCUUAAAGAUAUUGUCUCUUACGUGUUGGAAUCAAACCCGUCUAGUCGACCAACAAUGGCAGACGUACAAUCGCAUGCGUACAUUGCAGAUACUGAGGAGGCCUAUCCCACAUCAUCUCUGAGUGAGCUAGUGCGAAUCUAUUAUCAGUGGUCGCAGCGGGGAGGACAACGGAUCUCCUUAUUCCACCCCGGAGGCGCAGCGGCUGCGGAGAUGCCAGGCACAACUAUGGACUCAGAUAGCGACUGGAAUUUUAGUACCACAGACGGGUUUGAACGAAGAUUCUCCGUCAUUGACCUUGACCAGAUAGCUGCAUCUUUGGCAGAGAUGGAGGACGAAAUUAGCACCACUAAUAUGCAGCCUGCAAGAGAAUCAUUCGAUGAACCGGCUGAGCGGGCAAUGACCAAGGACGACCAAGCGAACUUCGAUGAGCGCGUCCGACGAGGCGCCGAAGCUAUGGAGGGACUUUUCAAUGAAGAGAAACCAAGCUAUACGUACGAGACAAAGAAUGAUUUUGUCCCAAUUGAGGAAAAGCAGCCGGUUUCGGACCUACCUCUUCGCACCGAAACCGAUCGCUCUUCUGUCACCUCAACAUUUAUCGAUAUUGACAUUGGCUCAUUUGAUUCCUCGCACUAUGCAGCUGGAGCUUCAUCAGCGCAACCUUUUCAACUUGCAGAUGCAGACACCAUCAAGGCGAACAGAUCUAGUGGUCGUCAAGUCCGGAAUUCUAGUGAUAGUCGUUCCCGCUCAUCAAGCAGUGAUGUCAGCAACCGGGAAACUCAAGACCUGACUUACCAGCCUCAGAGUGGCCCGCGACCCCCAACAAUGGAUUGGAAGUUCCCGGUUUUCAUGCAGCCCCCAGAGGAGGAGGAGUCCCAAACGGACACCCCGCAGGAACCGGCACCCGUGGAGCCUGAACCCACAGCAAGGCGCGCAACGAUGGACUGGACCUUUCCUGUCAUGACGGCGGCUGCAGGUGAGGACCAGGAUGGCGACGAGAAUGAUGUCGAUAAUAGUCGCUAUGAUACUUUAAGGGCACCAGUUCUAGAUCUUGAGCCUGCGGCGCCGAUUCGACCUACUAGUAUUGGGGAACCUGGUGAUUCUCGGCCGUCCACGUCGGCGUCUACUCAUUCUCGUGCUAGUGUGUCGAUAAGCUCGGAUACUGAUUAUGACCCGUUCCGACUCGACCGGCCUUCCACUCCACCGGGCGGCAUCCCACAGCAGCGGCAAAUGCUGGAGAAUGACUACCCAGAACUUCUAGCCUCUGCUGAUGACAGGGAUGAUGAUCAGUCAUCUGUAUUAGAUGGACCUGGACCGGAUGAGGAGGAGAGCCACCCCAUUUGGCAAGAUAAUUCCGACGUAUCAGAUCCGGCUCUGCAGUCCGAGCCUUUCCCGCCUGCCAUCCCAACAAAGGAACUAGAGCCCAACCCUCCGUUUACCAGAAGGGAUGACUCUCCAUCAUCCGAGCCAUUACCUACAGCUCGACGCGCUCCACCUACAGGUGCACUCGAUGAAAUGGAGCCUAUUCUAUUUCCUGAUCUUGUGCCUCCUCGACUUGAAGUGAUGCAUGAAGGGGCAGAUGAGAGUGAUGUGACAGCUGAGAUGGAUCGACUGCUAGGUGAUUUGUUGAGUGCGCUCUCGGCCACGGGGGAAGCGCUAUCGCGCACCAGAUUCGGACCAGAAGUCACGAAUGGAAAGAGCUCGACGCCUGAGAUUCCUGAGUAG
Molecule: messenger RNA, 2598 nt
Organism: Aspergillus caelatus
Lineage: Eukaryota; Fungi; Ascomycota; Eurotiomycetes; Eurotiales; Aspergillaceae
Product: putative serine/threonine protein kinase
Exons: 4
Coding region: 1-2598 (865 amino acids)
Biological process (GO): protein phosphorylation
Molecular function (GO): ATP binding; protein kinase activity
Source: RefSeq, a predicted model, not a curated record